AUGUUACAAAAAACAACUAGAGCAAGAACUGUCAAAACAAUUGAAGGUGGCUCCUAUUAUCACUUUGGUGUUUUUAAUUCAUUGCAACACAUUAUUCAUUUGCCUUAUUUUUGUACAAGUCUUUGCUCUGAAACUCUAUCACUUUCUCUACAAAUUAAUAUUGAUGGAUUACCUUUACAUAAGUCAAGUACUCAACAAUUUUGGCCGAUUCUAGCAAGAGUAUCAAUCCCAUUUUCAAGUAAUCCUUUUUUGAUUGGUUUGUUUUGCGGUCAAAGUAAACCAGUUAACUUGAAUGAAUAUUUAAAAGAUUUCAUUGAAGAAAUGUUAGAAUUGGAAAAUGGUCCUGUUAAAAUUGAUGUAGAUGGUAAAAAAUGCUCAAUAAACAUUGGUAUAUCCUGCUUUGUAUGUGGUACUCCUGCAAGGGCAUAUAUAAAACAAACUAAAGGGCAUACUGGAUAUUACAGUUGUGAUAAGUGUAUCCAAAAAGGGGAAUGGCACAGAUUACAUUACUUAAAACUGAUGCUCUACUUAGAACUGAUCAUUCCUUUAAUGAAAUGA
This is a messenger RNA of Hydra vulgaris (swiftwater hydra), 558 nucleotides long. RefSeq lists its product as uncharacterized. Lineage: Eukaryota; Metazoa; Cnidaria; Hydrozoa; Anthoathecata; Hydridae. The record is from RefSeq and is a predicted model, not a curated record.